This is a messenger RNA of Tauraco erythrolophus (red-crested turaco), 2479 nucleotides long. NCBI's taxonomy places the organism in Eukaryota, Metazoa, Chordata, Aves, Musophagiformes, Musophagidae. The record is from RefSeq and is a predicted model, not a curated record.
AUGGGAAGCCCCGGCCGCUUAUCUCUCGGGCCCUUUGGAACGCUUGUGGGAAAGCUGCGGAAAUCUGGAAUCGAGCUGUUUGUGAACAGGCUUGACUCCGUAGAGUCUGUCCUUCCCUACGAAUAUACUGCGUUUGAUUUUUGUCAAGCGGAGGGAAAGAAGCGUCCGUCUGAAAACCUUGGCCAAGUAUUGUUUGGAGAGAGGAUAGAACCGUCUCCUUACAGGUUCACAUUCAACAAGGAGGAGACGUGUAAAUCUGUUUGUACAAAAACGUAUGAUACCACAAAGCCAGAAGAUAAACAGAAGUUAGACUUUUUGAAAAAAAGUAUGCUACUGAAUUAUCAACAUCAUUGGAUUGUGGACAACAUGCCUGUGACCUGGUGUUAUGAUGUUGAAGACGGCCAGAGGUUCUGCAAUCCUGGUUUUCCUAUUGGCUGUUAUAUUACAGAAGAUGGCCGUGCAAAAGAUGCCUGUGUUAUUAAUUCAGAAUUUCAUGAAAAAGAUACUUUUUAUAUCUUCAACCAUGUUGACAUAAAAAUAUAUUACCAUGUUGUGGAAAAUGAAGCUCUGGGAGCAAGACUUGUGGCUGCCAAACUUGAACCAAAAAGUUACAAGCAUACUCAUCCAGACAACCCUGAUUGCUCAGGAGUACCUAUGGAUAUAAGUAACAAGGCUAACGGAGAAGUCAAAAUUGCUUACACAUACUCAGUUUCUUUUCAAGAAGAAAAAAAUAUAAGGUGGGCAUCAAGAUGGGAUUAUAUUUUGGAAUCCAUGCCUCACACUAACAUUCAGUGGUUUAGUAUUAUGAAUUCCUUGGUGAUUGUCCUCUUUCUGUCUGGAAUGGUAGCUAUGAUUAUGUUGAGGACACUGCAUAAAGACAUUGCGAGAUACAAUCAGAUGGAUUCCACUGAAGAUGCUCAAGAAGAAUUUGGCUGGAAGCUGGUUCAUGGUGAUAUUUUCAGGCCCCCAAGAAAAGGAAUGCUGUUGUCCGUUUUUCUAGGCUCUGGCACACAGAUCUUAAUAAUGACUUUUGUUACCCUGUUUUUUGCUUGCCUGGGAUUUCUGUCACCGGCUAACCGCGGCGCUCUAAUGACCUGUGCUGUAGUUUUGUGGGUGCUACUUGGAACUCCAGCUGGUUAUGUUGCUGCCAGAUUCUACAAAUCAUUUGGAGGUGAGAAAUGGAAAACAAAUGUCCUGCUGACAUCAUUCCUUUGUCCUGGAAUUGUAUUUGCAGAUUUCUUUAUCAUGAACCUCAUUCUCUGGGGAGAAGGCUCUUCAGCAGCUAUUCCCUUUGGUACUUUGGUUGCUAUUUUGGCACUCUGGUUUUGCAUAUCUGUACCGCUGACGUUCAUUGGUGCCUAUUUUGGUUUUAAGAAAAACGCUAUUGAACAUCCUGUUCGCACAAAUCAAAUUCCUCGUCAGAUUCCUGAGCAAUCAUUCUAUACAAAGCCGUUACCUGGCAUUAUCAUGGGAGGGAUUCUGCCUUUUGGAUGUAUCUUUAUACAGUUGUUCUUUAUUCUCAAUAGUAUUUGGUCUCACCAGAUGUAUUACAUGUUUGGCUUCCUUUUUCUGGUAUUCAUUAUUUUGGUUAUUACAUGUUCUGAGGCUACAAUAUUGCUCUGCUACUUCCAUCUAUGUGCAGAGGACUAUCACUGGCAGUGGCGUUCAUUUCUCACUAGUGGCUUCACUGCAGUUUAUUUCCUAAUAUAUGCAAUACAUUAUUUUUUUUCUAAACUGCAAAUCACAGGAACAGCUAGCACCAUUUUAUAUUUCGGUUAUACCAUGAUUAUGGUUUUGAUCUUCUUCCUUUUCACAGGGACAAUUGGAUUCUUUGCAUGCUUUUGGUUUGUAACCAAAAUAUACAGCGUGGUGAAAGUUGACUGAAACCAAUGUAAAGAAUUAACACAGAAGAGGUUUAAUUUUCAUUAACAUAACUUAAAGACCUGGUCUAGUUGAUGAACUUGAGCUUUAUCAGAAGUAUUGGCUUCCUAUUCUUUGAGAAUGAUACUGAAUAUGCAGCUGCCCCAAACACUUUUUCCACUAACACGUUUGUAUUGUGACUUAACAACCUGUUUUCAUUCAGAUCUUAAGGAAGAUCAGAGUUACGAUAUUUAUGCAUUUGUAAAUACAACUAUACUUUAAAAGAAAUGUUAAAUUCUAAUGGAGAAUAGAAGUGGCUGUAUUACACAACUUAAUGAUACUUCUGAUCAAAGUACAACUGUAAAUAGGUUUUUCUAGCUUGGUAGGUGGGAUGAAUUAUUUUUCUUUGAGGGAAAUGAGAACUUUUUAUUAUGCUAACUUUGAAGGAUGACUCUUAAGAAGUGUUGCUUUUAGUUUGGAUGUGAUUUUUAUUUUUACUGGUGUUAGGUCCAUAAAUAUUCUGAUUUCUGUGACUUCAUUAGUUUCAGUGUUCUUGGCCUUUUAAACUAUGUGCCUCUGAGUCCUUGAAUUUAUAAAUUCACAAUCUAAUAAAUAUUGU